This is a messenger RNA of Eimeria tenella, 648 nucleotides long. RefSeq lists its product as uncharacterized. The transcript is spliced from 5 exons. NCBI's taxonomy places the organism in Eukaryota, Apicomplexa, Conoidasida, Eucoccidiorida, Eimeriidae. The record is from RefSeq and is a predicted model, not a curated record. Gene Ontology annotation, molecular function: RNA binding. The coding region runs from base 1 to 648 and encodes 215 amino acids.
AUGAGUGAAUCCGACGGCCAGCAGCGCAUGUCGCUGCUAGUAAGAAAUCUCAGCUACCAAACGAGCCCCGAGGCCGUGCGGAGCGCGUUUGCUGUUCACGGGUCCGUGAAAGACGUGUACUUGCCGCUGGACUACCACAGCCGCAUGCCGCGGGGCUUCGGCUUUGUGGAGUUUUGGCACAGAGAAGACGCGGAGAGGGCGCUGGAGAAGAUGGACGGCUUCGAGCUGGACGGGAAGGCCAUCGAGGUGGCCAUCGCGAAGAAGGGGCGCUCCGCGCCGCAGCAAAUGAAGCAGCGAGACGAAAGAGGCCGCCGCGAGGGCUCGCCGAGAGGCAGGCGCUACGAAGAUGAGCGGCGCUACUCGAGGAUGGACUCGCCCCCGCGGCGGGGGCGCUACGGGAGUCGGGAGCGGCGCGACUACAGAGACCGCGGCUGGUGGGGCGCCUACGAGCGCAGAGACAGAGAAGACAGCUACGCCCACAGGGGCUCGCGCGACGAGUACAGGGACUCCCGCAGGCGCGGGCAAGAGGAGCCGCAGCCGCACGCGGAGCCGUUCGCCCCGGCGGUCUCCGUCUUACAGCGGGGACUCGCGUUAGACUGGAUUUCUCUGCUGCUGCGCAGCAGCAGCAGUUUUGCUGCAGCGCAGUAG